GAGAGGGAAGAAUCAGCUGGCUCCUGGAGAUAGACCUGAGCACACAGAGCCUCCCCACACCUUCAGAUCGGCACCUUGCUGCCCAGGAGCCUCCUCCAGCUAGCCUUCCUUCCCAGUCCGCUAUGGCCACUUCCAGUAGCAGCGCAGGCAUCCGGUGGUCCAGACAGGAGACACGGACGCUUCUCUCCAUACUAGGUGAGGCAGAGUAUAUUCAGCGCCUCCAGACCGUGCAUCACAAUGCAGACGUCUACCAGGCUGUGUCUAAGCGGAUGCAGCAGGAAGGCUUCCGCCGCACCGAGCGUCAGUGCCGCUCCAAGUUCAAAGUCCUGAAGGCAUUAUAUUUAAAGGCCUAUGUGGCCCACGCCACAAGUAUGGGUGAUCCACCACACUGUCCCUUUUAUGAUACGUUGGAUCAGCUUCUCCGCAAUCAGAUAGUGACUGACGCAGACAACUUAACGGAUGAGGCCGCGUGGGCCCAGCACUGUGGUCAGAACUUAGCGGCCCCUGACACCCCAGGGGAAGAGGGAGCCAGCGUUCUGGGAGCAGAAAGGACUCAGGCAGCAGAUCACCAGCCCACCUUGAAAACAGUUAAGGAAUCAGAUGAGGAUUGUCAACUGAGGAUCAGUGACCAGACGCGAGAAACCAGUGACCUUGAGGACUCCUGGGAUGAAUCCUCGGGUGCAGGGUGCUCUCAAGGGACCCCCAGCUACAGCAGCUCCCACCACCUUUUCAGAGGUGCAGCUGCUCCCUGUCAGAGCAGCCCCGUGACCAGACUGGGGGUGUCCGGUGAGCCCAGCCCCUGCACCAGCUCCGUCCGAAACACUCCCAGGGUGGCCUCGGCACAGCAGCCUCCGGUCUCCUCCUCCAGAGUUCCUUUGGUUUCUGGUGGGGAUGGGCCUUUGACCAGUGAGCCCCCUCCCAGGUGGGCAAGGCGAAGAAGGCGGUCCGUGGCCAGGACUAUCGCAGCCGAGUUGGCAGAAAACAGGAGAUUGGCACGAGAACUUUCAAAGCGGGAGGAGGAAAAAUUGGACCGGCUGAUUGCCAUCGGCGAGGAGGCCAGCGCUCAGCAGGACGCCGCCAACGAGCUGCGCAGGGAUGCGGUGGUCGCCGUCAGACGCUUGGCCACAGCGGUGGAAGAGGCGACCGGCGCUUUCCAGCUGGGGCUUGAAAAGUUGCUUCAGAGCUCUGAUGAUCCACAGGCUCAGAAAUACAUCAGGGAUAGUAAAUGUUUAGUCAUUGAAAAAAAUGGGAAAUUACGAUAUGAAAUAGAUACUGGAGAAGAAAAGAAAUUUGUCAGCCCAGAAGAUGUUGCCAGACUGAUAUUUAGCAAAAUGAAAGAAACAGCACAUUUUUUCUUGGGCUCAGAUGCAAAUGAUGUAGUUAUUACUGUUCCAUUUGAUUUUGGAGAAAAACAAAAAAAUGCUCUUGGGGAAGCAGCGAGAGCUGCUGGGUUCAAUGUUUUGCGGUUAAUCCACGAACCAUCUGCAGCUCUUUUGGCUUACGGAAUUGGACAAGACUCCCCCACUGGAAAAAGCAACGUUUUGGUAUUCAAACUUGGAGGAACAUCCUUAUCUAUCAGUGUCAUGGAAGUUAACAGUGGAAUAUAUCGUGUUCUUUCAACAAACACUGAUAAUAACAUUGGAGGUACACAUUUCACAGAAACCUUAGCACAGUACCUAGCUUCUGAGUUUCAGAGAUCCUUCAAACAUGAUGUGAGAGGAAAUGCCCGUGCCAUGGUGAAACUGAUGAACAGUGCUGACACUGCAAAACAUUCUUUGUCAACCUUGGGAAGUGCCAAUUGUUUCCUUGACUCAUUGUAUGAAGGUCAAGAUUUUGACUGCAAUGUGUCCAGAGCAAGAUUUGAACUUCUCUGUUCUCCACUUUUUAAUAAAUGUAUAGAAGCAAUCAGAGAACUCUUAGAACAAAGUGGAUUUACAGCAGAUGAUAUCAACAAGGUUGUCCUUUGUGGAGGGUCUUCUCGAAUCCCAAGGCUACAGCAGAUGAUUAAAGAUCUUUUCCCAGCUGUUGAGCUUCUCAAUUCUAUCCCUCCUGAUGAAGUUAUCCCUAUUGGUGCAGCUAUGGAAGCAGGAAUCCUUAUUGGGAAAGAAAACCUUUUAGUGGAGGACACUCUUAAGAUAGAGUGUUCAGCCAAAGAUAUUUUAGUUAAGGGAGUCGAUGAAUCAGGAGCCAACAGUUUCAAAGUACUGUUUCCGUCAGGGACUCCUUUGCCAGCUCGAAGACAACACACAUUACAGGCUCCUGGAAGUAUAUCCUCAGUGUGUCUUGAACUCUAUGAGUCUGAGGGGAAAAACUCUGCAAAAGAGGAAAACAAGUUUGCACAGGUUGUACUCCAGGAUUUAGAUAAAAAAGAAAAUGGAUUACGUGACAUAUUAGCUGUUCUUACUAUGAAAAGGGAUGGAUCUUUACACGUGACAUGCACGGAUCAAGAGACCGGAAAAUGUGAGGCAAUCACUAUUGAGGUGGCAUCUUAGUGUUUUAGAGAAGCCACGAAUUUUUUAGAACUAAAAUAUCAACAUUAUUUGUUUUGUUUACAAAUGAUGUUUAUAUUAAAAUACUUUUUGAAUGAA
Molecule: messenger RNA, 2588 nt
Organism: Eubalaena glacialis (North Atlantic right whale)
Lineage: Eukaryota; Metazoa; Chordata; Mammalia; Artiodactyla; Balaenidae
Product: heat shock 70 kDa protein 14
Exons: 13
Coding region: 123-2492 (789 amino acids)
Biological process (GO): protein refolding; cellular response to unfolded protein
Cellular component (GO): cytoplasm; ribosome
Molecular function (GO): ATP binding; ATP-dependent protein folding chaperone; heat shock protein binding
Source: RefSeq, a predicted model, not a curated record